This is a messenger RNA of Ooceraea biroi (clonal raider ant), 781 nucleotides long. Its product is annotated as outer dense fiber protein 3. Gene Ontology annotation, cellular component: cytoskeleton. Lineage: Eukaryota; Metazoa; Arthropoda; Insecta; Hymenoptera; Formicidae. The record is from RefSeq and is a predicted model, not a curated record.
AUGCCGCCGAAAAGAGAGCGCAAGAAAGGUGGACGCACAGACGUCGGUGAAAUGAAGAGGCCGAUGAAUGUUACCAUUACAUGUCACCUUGUCAGAACUAUAAUAUUUGAAUUUGAGAGAAGAGCUGUUAAAUAUACUUUAUGUAUCAUUAUUAAUUUUCACGUCGCAGCUCCUGGCCCCCAAUAUGAACUUAAAACGCUGGUCGGUCACAAGAAUCAUUGCAUUUCGAAAUAUCGAAAUCCAGCUUAUACGUUCGGCGGACGUCGUAUGAUCAUCGAGACGGAGAAAUCUCCAGGACCGAAGUACACGAUUAAAGAACGCAAACUCCAAGGAUACACCUUUGGACUCGCCGCGAAACGUCGCGACAUCGAUUUCGGACCCGGCCCGAAGUACAAGUUACCCGACGUUGCUCGUGGUCCUUCCUUCUCGAUAAAAUGGAGAACCAAACCAAGAAAAAUCAGCGAAACGCCGGGUCCUUACUACCUCAAGCCCAUCUUUGACGCACCUGCGUUUUCCAUAGGGUUGCGUCCAGCCGUAUCGAAACCCAUACCUAGCGCGGGACCCUAUUCACCUUACAAUUUGGAGGCGGUAAAACCAAAAGCUCCGAUGUACACCAUAACUGCCAGGCGACCGGUGAAAAUAAUCUCGAAAAGUCCAGGUCCGAUAUACGCCCUUCCGCCGUUCAAACCAACUCGCGCUUUUUCUUUCGGUGUAAAACACAGCGAAUGCGCACCACCCUACGUAACCGAAUGCGAUGAACAGUGCUGAAGUUUGAGAAAGA